AUGAUUCUUAGUUCUUUACCGCUACAUGAAUCAUCGAUGGUCGCCGAUGACCUCAACGUCCAGAUCGGCGCCGACGAUCACAGCUGGCCCCGCGUGCUAGGUCAAAAUGACAAUGACAGCGGUGUUGCCGAUACCAGCGGCCCGACGCCAUACCUUUACGCUACGCACGCUGGGACGCUGUUUCCGCCUGCAAAUGGCGAGGUAGAAAACGUGUGGACAUCGGAAGUAACCGUUUUCUACUUGUCGCGAAGUGCCUUUGUCUGGCAACAACUGGAGGAACAAUCUGCAGAGAGAAAAAGGCCUGUUUGGUACAGGGAAUUUGAAGGAUCCCGGCACUCGCGAGGCGUUCCAGAUGGAAAUCAGCAGCGCAGCAAAUUCGUUUUUAUGCACGACGUUACCAUCCCUCAAAACUCACAGCUGUUCUACUACCGCCUUAAAGAAGGCAUUGUCGACGCCGCUGACAAAGCUAUAGGCUUCAGCAGCAGGAAGACGAAGCAGCCUUGA
Soboliphyme baturini is the source of this 504-nucleotide messenger RNA. Lineage: Eukaryota; Metazoa; Nematoda; Enoplea; Dioctophymatida; Soboliphymatidae. The record is from the annotation of a GenBank genome assembly.